Molecule: messenger RNA, 1170 nt
Organism: Rhizoctonia solani
Lineage: Eukaryota; Fungi; Basidiomycota; Agaricomycetes; Cantharellales; Ceratobasidiaceae
Product: iron containing alcohol dehydrogenase family protein
Exons: 5
Coding region: 1-1170 (389 amino acids)
Cellular component (GO): mitochondrion
Molecular function (GO): alcohol dehydrogenase (NAD+) activity; metal ion binding
Source: RefSeq, a predicted model, not a curated record
AUGGCCCAAAUUCAUGUACCAGCAAAUUCAUACUCGUAUUCCAAACUUAAGUAUCUUCAUUAUGGUUUGGGCUCUAUCUCAAAACUCCCCGAAACUGUUAAAAAUCUCGGUGCUAGUCGUGCAUUAAUCCUUACUGGCAAAUUGGUAUCAAAGUCACCAAUUUUUGAAGAGACUAGCAAAGCUCUUGGAUCCGUUCAUGUUGCAAGUUUCACGGAUAUCGGGCAACACACGCCCGUCGCUGGCAUUAGAGCCGCACUUGAGAUCCUCAAAGAGAAGAAUGCCGACACUAUUGUUGCUUUGGGAGGAGGUAGUCCUAUCGAUGCUGCCAAAGCCAUCAGCUAUUAUAGGAACGAAUCGACAAGCCAGGGAUUUUUGAAGAUCAUAGCAAUUCCUACGACACUCAGUGCUGCUGAAUACACACACAAUGCCGGAUAUACUAAUGAAGAAGGGAACAAGGUGGCAGUUAGCAAUCCAGAACUGGUUCCAGACGCCGUUAUUUUAGACGGGAGCCUCACUGUGUACACACCUAUCCGACUCUGGCUUUCGAGUGGUAUUAGAGCUCUGGAUCACGGCGUAGAGGCUUUAUACCGUCAACCACCAGUAGCAUUCCCCAUCAUCGAAUUAGCUUUGGCUUCAAUCCCCCAAUUAUUUGAAAAUCUUCUCAAGUCCCGUACUGACCCAAAUAAUCUCGAAGUUCGCCAACGAUUACUAAACGCAGCUUACCUAUCCCUAUCGCCCAAUCCAAAGCCUGGAGCUUUUGGUCUCAGCCAUUCUCUUGGGCAUAAACUGGGAGCAACUUAUCAGAUUCCACAUGGUAUCACGAGCUGUUUGACUCUGGCCAAGUCAACUGCUUUGAAAGCGCGUUUCUCUGACCCAUAUAGCCAAGAAAACUUGACGCGAGCGGUAAAGCGACUCGAGGCUGAAGCCAAAAAUAUCUUACCCGAUGUCGACGUGGAAGGUGAACCAGAAGCAAGCAGAGGAGGUGCAAUUCUAUCUAAGUACAUCGAGGACUUGGUUCAAAAAUUGGGACUCAGGAGUACAUUGGAGGAAUGGAAGGUCCCCAAGGCUGAUCUGGAGAGAAUAGCCAAGGCGAUAGAGAAAGAGGGAUUGGCUGGGAUCGAGGGGGGGCCCAGCGUCAGUCACGUUCACGAGCUGUUAGCUUCUAUAUAA